Caenorhabditis briggsae is the source of this 726-nucleotide messenger RNA. The record is from RefSeq and is a predicted model, not a curated record. The transcript is spliced from 2 exons. NCBI's taxonomy places the organism in Eukaryota, Metazoa, Nematoda, Chromadorea, Rhabditida, Rhabditidae. Bases 1 to 726 code for a protein of 241 amino acids.
AUGAAGAGUUUCUUCCUCAUUUCCUCGAUCCUCGUUGUUUCUCUUGCUCUCGUCGGAGCUGAAGAUUCAGAAGAACAGAAUGUUGAUACUCCAAAGAAUGACGUGAAGCCAUGGAAAAAGCACGACUUCAGAAAGCUUGAGCCAGAAUUCUUGAAGGAAAUGGCUCAAGAUGCGAAGACAGCUUAUUUCGGAAUCAAGUUCAACCCAGAAUUGACCAAGGCUGAAAAGACCCAGCAAUUGAAGGAUUGGGCUGACAAGUAUGAUGUUGAGGAUGAAAUGCAAAAAUUCCUCGACGACAAGAAGUCUGAUUGCGAUAGAAAGAAAAAGGAGCGUGAGGUGAACUACGAACGUCUCGGAGAACUCAUCGAGAAGGCAAACGAGAUUCUGGAGGACCAGGAUAAUACGUGGAACGGAGCCAACGAGAAGCUUGAGACAUUGGUCAAGGAUGAGAACCGUGAAGUUUUGAAGGCCUUCCAAUCUUUCUAUCCAUUUGUCGGAAGAGACAAUGAGGGACCAAGACACGGACAUCAUGGACACAGAUUCCACCAUGGAAGAAGAUUCGGAAGAAACAUUGGACAUGGAGCUGCUCCAAAGCAUCACGGAGGAGGUAUCGGAAGCGGAAUCUCUUACAACGAACCACCAAGAAUCAACAACGAGAAUUACAACGCCUACGGACGAAAUGAGCCAAACGAGAGACAUCAUAAGAAACAUCACCAUCAAUACUAA